Messenger RNA from Cavia porcellus (domestic guinea pig), 9964 nucleotides. RefSeq names its product nitric oxide synthase 1 (gene Nos1). Gene Ontology annotation, biological process: nitric oxide biosynthetic process. The coding region runs from base 653 to 5050 and encodes 1465 amino acids. Gene Ontology annotation, molecular function: heme binding; FMN binding; flavin adenine dinucleotide binding. The transcript has 30 exons. The record is from RefSeq and is a predicted model, not a curated record. Lineage: Eukaryota; Metazoa; Chordata; Mammalia; Rodentia; Caviidae.
AGCGGCUCUUUUAAUGAGGGUUGCGACGUCUCCCUCCCCACACCCAUAAACCAGCCGGCUGGGACGUCACCGCUAAUCGUUCCAGCGAUGAUAGGAUACAGAAGGCACAUUAAGAAAUAAAUUCCCCCUCACGACCCUCGCCGAGCUCCCGGAUCGGUCCCUGCAUAUUCACGCCGCGAUUCCAGCCGCCGGGCGUGGAGCUACUUAGCGCCGCGGCUCCUCCGAGGGGCGGCGGCGGCCGGGCGGACGGGCUCCAGAGCCCAGAUCUCAUCUCUGUCUAACAGGCUGGUGACCAGGAUGCUCGGAGAAUUGCCCACAUCGAUCAUGCGUCACUUCUAGACGCGUCUACCAGACACUCCUCCUCCUGCUCGGCCUGACCUGUUGCGUAGGGACACGGGACAGUUCUCCUGACAUCUGCCUGAUCAACCAUCGCUUCCUGGAGGACAGAAAGGAGGCAGACGCAUGACAUCAUGCCACCAACGGCCAAAUGACAGUGAGAGGUGAUGCGGAGCUGACGUCAAACACCGAAGGCUGAAACGCCUGUCUGCAGCUCCCGUCUGCCCUGCUCUCCUCCAGCGCGGCCUGAAGCCCAACUCCUCCUGUGAAAUCGUCUUGCCUUGCUACAAGACAGGACCUCUGGACAGCAGACACCAUGGAAGAUCACGUGUUUGGUGUCCAGCAGAUCCAACCCAAUGUCAUUUCUGUGCGGCUCUUCAAGCGGAAAGUCGGGGGCCUGGGGUUCCUGGUAAAGGAACGGGUCAGCAAGCCACCCGUGAUCAUCUCUGAUCUGAUUCGAGGCGGGGCCGCCGAGCAGAGUGGCCUCAUCCAGGCCGGGGACAUCAUUCUUGCCGUCAAUGGCCGGCCCUUGGUGGACCUGAGCUACGACAGUGCCCUAGAGGUGCUCAGGGGCAUCGCCUCCGAGACCCACGUGGUUCUCAUCCUGAGGGGCCCCGAGGGUUUCACGACGCACCUGGAGACCACCUUUACGGGGGAUGGGACCCCCAAGACCAUCCGAGUGACACAACCCCUGGGAGCCCCCACCAAAGCCGUGGAUCUGUCCCACCAACCAUUGGCCAGCAAAGAGCAGGCUCCGGCAGUGGAUGGGGCCACGGGGCCUGGGAACGGGCCUCAGCAUGCCCAGGACAACGGGCAGGAAUCCAGCUUGCUCUCCCACACCAACGGCCUGGCUCCCCGCACCCCAAGCAAGGGACCUGCCAAGAAAAGUGCCACAGUCAGUGCCCAGGGGAGCAGGGAGCACAAUGAACUGCUCAGAGAGAUAGAGCCUGUGCUGAGCCUCCUCACCAGCGGGGGCAACAAAGGGGCACCUGCCAAGGUAGACAUGAAAGACACCGGAGUCCAGGUGGACAGAGAUCUGGACAGCAAAUCACACAAAGCCCUGACCCUUGGCGGGGAGAACGACAGAGUGCUCCAUGACCUGUGGGGGGACAGCAACGCGCCUGUGGUCCUCAACAACCCGUAUUCAGAAAAGGAGCAGCCCCCUGCCUCAGGCAGGCAGUCCCCCACCAAGAACGGCAGCCCCUCCAAGUGCCCCCGCUUCAUCAAGGUCAAGAACUGGGAGACUGACGUGGUGCUCACAGACACCCUCCACCUUAAGAGCACGCUGGAAACGGGCUGCACCGAGCACAUCUGCAUCGGCUCCAUCAUGCUGCCCCCUCAGCACACACGGAGGCCCGAAGAUGUCCGCACCAAGGGUCAGCUCUUCCCCCUCGCCAAAGAGUUCCUGGAUCAGUACUACUCGUCAAUUAAAAGAUUUGGCUCCAAAGCCCACAUGGACAGGCUGGAAGAGGUGAACAAGGAGAUUGAAAGCACUAGCACCUACCAGCUCAAGGACACAGAGCUCAUCUACGGGGCCAAACAUGCCUGGCGGAAUGCCGCCCGCUGCGUUGGCAGGAUCCAGUGGUCUAAGCUGCAGGUGUUCGACGCCCGCGACUGCACCACGGCACACGGGAUGUUCAAUUACAUCUGCAACCACAUCAAGUAUGCCACCAACAAAGGGAACCUCAGGUCAGCCAUCACCAUAUUUCCCCAGAGGACAGAUGGCAAGCACGACUUCCGAGUCUGGAACGCCCAGCUCAUCCGCUAUGCCGGCUACAAGCAGCCCGACGGCUCCACCCUGGGAGACCCUGCGAAUGUGGCGUUCACAGAGAUCUGCAUCCAGCAGGGCUGGAAACCCCCGAGGGGCCGCUUCGAUGUCCUGCCGCUGCUGCUGCAGGCCAACGGCAACGACCCCGAGCUCUUCCAGAUCCCGCCCGAGCUGGUGUUGGAAGUGCCCAUCAGGCACCCCAAGUUUGACUGGUUCAAAGACCUGGGCCUGAAGUGGUACGGCCUCCCCGCCGUGUCCAAUAUGCUGCUGGAGAUCGGCGGCCUGGAGUUCAGCGCCUGUCCCUUCAGUGGCUGGUACAUGGGCACAGAGAUCGGUGUCCGAGACUACUGUGACAGCUCGCGCUACAACAUCCUGGAGGAAGUAGCCAAGAAGAUGAACUUGGACAUGAGGAAGACGUCCUCGCUGUGGAAGGACCAGGCGCUGGUGGAGAUCAAUAUCGCCGUCCUCUACAGCUUCCAGAGCGACAAAGUGACCAUCGUUGACCAUCACUCUGCCACCGAGUCCUUCAUCAAGCACAUGGAGAACGAAUACCGCUGUCGUGGUGGCUGCCCGGCCGACUGGGUGUGGAUUGUGCCCCCCAUGUCUGGCAGUAUCACCCCCGUCUUCCACCAGGAGAUGCUCAACUAUCGGCUCACGCCCUGCUUUGAGUACCAGCCCGAUCCUUGGAACACCCACGUCUGGAAAGGAACCAAUGGGACCCCCACCAAGCGACGAGCCAUCGGCUUCAAGAAGCUGGCAGAAGCCGUCAAAUUCUCGGCCAAGCUGAUGGGGCAGGCCAUGGCCAAGAGGGUCAAAGCCACCAUCCUGUACGCCACAGAGACGGGCAAAUCACAAGCCUAUGCCAAGACCUUGUGCGAGAUCUUCAAGCACGCCUUCGAUGCCAAGGUGAUGUCUAUGGAGGAAUAUGACAUCGUACACCUGGAGCACGAAGCUCUGGUUCUGGUGGUGACCAGCACCUUCGGCAACGGGGACCCCCCUGAGAAUGGGGAGAAAUUCGGCUGUGCUUUGAUGGAAAUGAGGCACCCCAACUCUGUGCAGGAGGAAAGGAAGUACCCGGAACCCUUGCGUUUCUUUCCCCGUAAAGGGCCUUCCCUCCCCCGGGGUGACACUGAAGUCCACGGUCUGGCUGCAGCCCGUGACAGCCAGCACAGGAGCUAUAAGGUCCGGUUCAACAGCGUCUCCUCCUACUCUGAUUCCCGCAAAUCAUCUGGUGAUGGGCCUGACCUCAGAGACAACUUUGAGAGUGCUGGACCCCUGGCCAAUGUGAGGUUCUCUGUGUUCGGCCUCGGCUCUCGGGCGUACCCGCACUUCUGCGCCUUCGGUCACGCUGUGGACACCCUGCUGGAGGAGCUGGGUGGGGAGAGGAUCUUGAAGAUGAGAGAGGGGGAUGAGCUUUGUGGGCAGGAAGAGGCAUUCAGGACCUGGGCCAAGAAGGUGUUCAAGGCAGCCUGUGAUGUGUUCUGCGUGGGGGAUGACGUCAACAUCGAGAAGGCGAACAACUCGCUCAUCAGCAACGACCGCAGCUGGAAGAGGAACAAGUUCCGCCUCACCUACGUGGCCGAGGCACCGGAACUCACCCAAGGUCUUUCCAAUGUCCACAAAAAGCGAGUCUCUGCCGCUCGACUCCUGAGCCGCCAAAACCUGCAAAGCCCUAAAUCCAGCCGAUCGACAAUCUUUGUGCGUCUGCACACCAACGGGAACCAGGAGCUGCAGUACCAGCCCGGGGACCACCUGGGGGUCUUCCCUGGCAACCACGAAGACCUCGUGAAUGCCCUCAUCGAGCGGCUGGAGGAUGCCCCCCCUGUCAACCAGAUGGUCAAGGUGGAACUGCUGGAGGAGCGGAACACGGCUUUGGGUGUCAUCAGUAACUGGAAGGAUGAGCCCCGCCUCCCUCCCUGCACCAUCUUCCAGGCCUUCAAGUACUACCUGGACAUCACCACACCACCCACACCCCUGCAGCUGCAGCAGUUUGCCUCCCUGGCCACCAAUGAGAAGGAGAAGCAGCGUCUGCUGGUCCUCAGCAAAGGGCUGCAGGAGUACGAGGAGUGGAAGUGGGGCAAGAACCCCACCGUGGUGGAGGUGCUGGAGGAGUUUCCGUCCAUCCAGAUGCCGGCCACCCUGCUGCUCACCCAGCUGUCCCUGCUCCAGCCGCGCUAUUACUCCAUCAGCUCCUCCCCGGACAUGUACCCGGACGAGGUGCACCUCACCGUGGCCAUCGUCUCCUAUCACACGCGAGAUGGAGAAGGACCAAUUCACCAUGGCGUGUGCUCCUCCUGGCUCAACCGGAUACAAGCUGAUGAGGUGGUCCCCUGUUUUGUGAGAGGCGCACCCAGCUUCCACCUACCCCAAAACCCCAAGGUACCCUGCAUCCUGAUUGGCCCAGGCACCGGCAUCGCCCCCUUCCGAAGCUUCUGGCAGCAACGACAAUUCGACAUCCAGCACAAAGGACUAAGUCCCUGCCCCAUGAUCCUGGUCUUCGGGUGCCGGCAGUCCAAGAUAGAUCACAUCUACAGGGAGGAGACCCUGCAGGCCAAGAACAAGGGGGUCUUCAGAGAGCUGUACACGGCCUACUCCCGGGAGCCAGACAAACCAAAGAAAUACGUGCAGGACGUCCUACAAGAACAGCUGGCCGAGACUGUGUACCGAGCCCUCAAGGAACAAGGGGGCCACAUCUACGUCUGCGGGGACGUCACCAUGGCUGCUGAUGUCCUCAAAGCCAUCCAGCGCAUCAUGGCUCAGCAGGGGAGACUCUCGGAGGAGGAUGCUGGGGUGUUCAUCAGCAGGCUGAGGGAUGACAACCGGUACCAUGAAGAUAUUUUUGGAGUCACCCUGCGCACGUAUGAAGUGACCAACCGCCUUAGAUCUGAGUCCAUUGCCUUCAUUGAAGAGAGCAAAAAGGACACUGAUGAGGUUUUCAGCUCCUAAGUGGACCCUGUUGCCCAGAGGGACGGCAGGCAGCACCCUAAGUGCUCCAGCGGGGUGCCCACGGUUUUCCUAGGCACGGACACACGGCUGAACGUUUCCCCCAGGACCCUCGCAGCCCGCUCCAUCUCUUGUCCUGUCGCUGCGUCCUGGUUUCCCUCUUUGGGGUUCUGUCCCGCUCCAUGGUGUCCUCGGGCCUCCUGGGUUUGCUCCUCGAGUUCUCCUGCUGCAGUGCGAUGCCUUUAUGACCCGCAGUGGCUCCUACACAACCGUGUCCUCCCCGCUUUCUGGCUGCCCAAAGCAAAUCAUGGGUGCAUGAAACCAUUGGAUUAUGGCCAUCGCUCCUGUUAGGGUUUGUCCUGGGGGUGGCGUGGGGAGCUGGAAGGCUGCAGGUGCUGGACAGAAGCUGAGCCAGCCUCUGUGCCACUCGAGUCCCCCGUCCUCUCUUGGGAUGGUGUUUUUGGUCGUGCAUGUGCAUCUGUGCAUGCAGCCAGCCGGGCUGUCUGUGUGUCGUCUGCCCGUGCUCAUGUGUCCAUCUUAGAUCUGAGUCCGAUGCCUUGGCCGGCGACCCUCUGUGCCAAGAAAUGUGCCACCGACCCAUGUUAAUUCCUGGUGUGUCCUAAAUUCAGGGUCUGUGCCAUGUCCCUGAGACACUGGAAAGCCCCCUACCCAUCCUGCUAGAAAGGUCGGGGAAGUGGAAGAGGAUGUGGAGAUUAAGGGACCCAUCUCCCCACAAAAGAGAGAAUCACAGAAUUCGAUGCAUUUAGGUUUUGAGCAGCUCAUGUCCUCGCUGGGAAAUGAACUCCCUGCCCAGCCAGGGGCCCCUGACGUGCCCACACUCACAAACUGCCCCCAGCAUCCCACCCACAAGGAUCAUCUCACUGUGCCACCGGGGGACCCGGGAUGAGUCCAUUGUCCUCAGUUUCCCCUAAUCACAUUAUGAACCUGAAGAAUAGGAAUGAAUUGAACCUUAACAUUUUGGUGCCCAGAAGGAAUGUCAAGGAGGAAGGCGACUGGGACAUUUUUAUUCAGCCAGGUGGGGCUUGCUGAUUCAGCCUUGGGACAAAGUAACCAAAGCCAGUUAAAAGGAUCAGGUGAAAAGCGGGCUGUGGUACCGCAUGCCUGUGAUCUAGGCACCAGGAGGCUGAGGCAGGAGGAUGGCAGGUCCCGAGCCCAGCCUGGGCAAUUGACAGCCUCAGAGACGCCCUGGCUCAAAAUUUUAAAAAGGGCUGGAGGUGGAGCUCAGUGCAAAAGCCUAGGUUCAAUCUCAGUGUCACAAAUAAGAGAUCAGAGGAACCAAGUUAAGAGAAAUAGCUUAACAGGGAACCCCCUCUCCAGGUGGGAAAAAUAUGGCCCUCAGAUUUGCAAUCCUCUAACACUGAUCUCAUUUGUCAACCUGCUAAAAUAAUUUUAACAGAUUCAGCCUACUGUAUUUACCCUCUCAGAGUAACUGGAAUCAAAAGGUCCCUUCUACAUGUAAACCCUAAAAAAUCUGUAUGAGGCAGCUCCCAGAGAAACCCAAGAAGCCCCUGUGCCCCGGCAGCCUUGGAGGAUGGAGUCGGCGUGGGAGCCUUAGUAAUGUCAUUGCUUUCCAUUGUUUUUUGGACAAACUAUGUUUCCUUGAUGUCCGUGCACAGGUUUUCUUUCCUGAUGCUCAGGUUCCUGAGAAGGGAAUCACAGCUGGGGACCAAUACCCUAAGGGCUCCAGCUCCAAGAUUCUUACAGGUCAGACCUUGUUUUUUUCUACCCUCACUGUGCCCACCGGGGUUCCAGCCCUGGCGUGGUGAGUCGGUUCCAGUGAAUCAUCUCACCUGCUUUCCUUUAAUGCCAGUUUUUCCUGCCCAAUCCUCCACUGAGAGACUAAGCACUCAGUACCCCAAAGUGUUAACCUCGGCAAGCCGAAGGGAAGCCAACUGUAACCGCCUCCUUCCCUGCAGUACAGUGCCAGCUCCUAGUAACCUUCCUCCCUGGCGCUUGCUUCUCGAAUCUUUGAGCCUUUGGGGAUGUUUUCUAAGAUGUCACGGGUUCCCCAGGACUGCACUGCUAUGUCCAACCUCCAUCAAAGAGGAAUCGAUUGGAGCUGCCCUCUGUGAACCAAGCUCUCUGCGAGAAAGACUUCCACUGCUGAAUAAGGGCGCUUACUGUAGGCCGGGCAGCUUCUUCCUGAGCAUCCCUGACCUUUUCGGAGUGGUGGAAACAUGCUCCAUUCAUCACAGUCCAAAGAGAUGGCUCCGUAACCACGAUUCUUCUUUCUUCCCCAGCAGACUUUUUUUAAGUAGAACUUUCAUCUCCUAACACAAGCUGCUAGAACACAAGAGGUCAAUCUGAUACAUUUCUUUCAUUUCCCCGGAUUCCUGGUAGCAAAAAGCUGGGCUAUCAUGAAAGCCCCGACCAAAUGCACAGGAGACAGGACGGGUUAGCUCUGCUCCAGGGUGGGUAAAUACCGCCCUCUGCUGGUGACUUUUAGUUAGCUCCGUGGCCUUAAUGCAUGGUUAGCAAUGGGGUGCCCUGGGUAUCUGGGAGUUACUUGGACAGGGAACAGGAGUCCUUGUGGGUAGUUUGGUCUUAGGGUAGGAGGGGUCAAACUCGCGGGUGAUCUACCGGCCUUUUUUAUUUUUUAUUGGAGACAGGGUCUCACUGAGUUGCCCAGGCUGGUUUCAAACUUGAGCUCUUCCUGCCUUCCGUCUCCGUGGCUGGUGUUACAGGCGUGUGCGGUCACGCUGGGGACUCCUCGGGGUACUUUUUGAAAGGGGAAUUAAGGCAGCAUAAGUUAUGCUUGGGAAAGGAGGUUCUGGCUUUAGCCUGGAGCAUGGAUGGCUCCUCUGCUGAAUCCCUGAGGGGUCACUACCACGCCAAGGUCCCAGCAAGGGAGGAGGUAGUUGGGCCCAUAGAGACUCCAGGGCCUGAAUCUGAGGACCUGAUUCCCUGUCCGGAGGACAGUGGAAUCAAAGCCUUGCCUCCCUUUGAGCACAGAGCCUGGUCAUGAAGGACAGCCCCAGGGAAGGUAGCUUUGUGGGGUUUGUCCGAUGGCCAGCUUCUCCAGAGCUCAGGGUGGCACCUGCCAAGGUCCCACCGAGUCCAGAUCCACAGAAAGAAAAGUGCCCCCAGUCCAUAGAUGAUGGCCUGAGAUCACGGGGUUUGUCUGCCAAACACUUUGUGUAGCCUGCUUCAGGGUUCCAAGGAGGUCGGGAUUCACCCUAAGCUCAAAGCCAAGAGAAGUGUCCUGACCCAGACUUAGGGGCAAACAGACAUCUAGGCCCCUUCACCCUUAUGGUAUCAGCUCAAAGUACAGCCCCCUCUCGUCACUGGAGAACCGUGUGCUUCUGGAUUGUGCUCUGAUCGGCCGUGUGUGCUUAUUUCAUCUGACCAGGGGCCUUGUUUUCCAAAGCCUCAGCAUAAAUGACCCCCACAGACAUGGACUUGGCCUUUGGGGUCUGAUGCUGGCCUCUCUUUCUACUCACCCCUCCUCGUCCCCAAACCUUGCUGUGCACCCUCUAGCCACCUGCUUUCCAUUGAAGGUUGAUCAUCCCUAAUCUCAAAACCCAAAAGUUUCCAAAAUGUAAAACGUUUUGAGUGCCAACAUGAUACCCACAAGUAGAAUCAUUAUGUGCACAAAAUGACUUAACUAUUGCAUCAAAUCAACUCCCAGCUCUCGGUAUAAGACGCAUGAAUGAAACUCAUCAUGGGUCCCCUCACCAAGAUAUCUGCGUCACCACUGCAAAAUGCAAAAGUUGCAAAACCUGAAAUACUUCUGAUCCCAAGUAUUGAACCUGCAGUUGGAAGGGAGGUGGUCAGGGGUCCGCAUGCCUUAGCUGUGUCUAUGGGUUUGUUUCAUCCUCAGGUAUCCAAACAGUUCUGGUCAAGCAGGACAUUGGGUCCACCCCAGUUGGUCAUUAACAUGGUGGUCCGGGCAGGCAGAGGCAAAUGUGCCUUAAUGCAGUCUUUAGGACAGUGACUCUGGAACUCUGAAAGUGCCCAGAUUUGGUCCCUAACCUGCAGGUGAUUGUAGCCCAGGACCCAGCAACUCUAGCACUGGCAUUUGGAGCUGGAUCAUCCUUCAUCGAAAGGGUCAUCCGGAUAUUAUAGGCUGUAGGGCCUCCGCCUACUAGAUGUCAGUCGAAACCAUCAGACAGGUCAUCAGACAGUGCCCAGUGUCUCACCUUGGAGGGCAGUAGCUCCACACACACACAUUCCUUAGAUGAGAACCAUUGCUGUGGACUUGAGGGGCAAGAGGAUGUCUAGUAGACACCCCAGGACUUCUCAUCACAGACCUUCCGGAGGGGGCUCCCACAGCUUUCCUCCGCCCCAUGGUAAUGCCCUUUGUCCACCGCCACACUGAGGCCUGAGGGAGCUGUAGGGGAGAAAGCAUGGCUCCACAAACCGCUUCCAAGCCAGAGAUGGGUGCUUCUGUUUGGAUAAUAAGAUGCGGCCUCCUCAAUGUUGGUUCUGACGGAGACCCCCUUGGCCAGUGCCCGCUCUCUGGAUCUGAGACUCCCUGUGCCCGCACUCUGUUCUUGCUGUUGUGCUGUCACCGUGACUGUCAGACCCACUCCAGGCCCAGCGAGCGAGACUGGGGACUCCUGCAGCUGUCCCUUUGGGUGUCCACUCUGGGGCUGCGGAGGCUUCUGGGGUGCGCGGAGCCAGGGUCCCAUCUCGCCACGCACGCGCCAUCCGAAACUCAGAUGUCCCCUACCUCUGAGCUCUCGAUGCUGCUAAGCUCUGCCAAGUGUCCCGUGCGCUCCAGAACCUUCCUCCAAGGACUGACGCCCGCCCCCAGCUCCUCGAGAGUUUGCCCAGGCUCUGUCCGCCGCAUGCUCUUCUUCUGUAUAGUUCUCAUCUUCUAAUUUUAUGGGAUUCAACAAAAGUCUAUUUAUGCCUGUUUGCAUUAUGGUUAAAAAUAUUAAAAAGUGGACUCAA